AUGUGCGAUCACAUAUUGUUACAUCACAAUUCAGUAGAUACUGAUGUGGAAACUUGCGAAUUUAAUGUUGUAGACACCAAUACUACGUUGAACUUUGAUAGCAGCAUCCCGGCAGUAUUUGAUUCCCCAAAACGCACCCCAAAAAGAACAUCUGAAAACUUACCUCAACAUGGUGAACCUAGAUUGUAUAUGUCCAAUGAUUUUUACAUAAACUCUUUGCUAGCAUCCAAUAGCUACAGCUGUAGUUAUAGGGAUGAGGAGGAAAAGCAGAAUUCAUUGAAGGUGUUGGGAAAGCCAAGAUGCUGGACCGAUUCGAUAAUUAAUUCGGAUGGAGAGGCUGAAUCGUCAGAAAAGGGAGAUUCCGAUGGAUGGACAAUGCUUACUCCAAUUCGUAAUUUGGCUCAAAAUUCUUCUACCAAAAAAUUACCCAUAACUUUAGAAACUCUUGAAGAUUCCAACGAAGUAGGAUACAAUGAUAAAUUUACUCUGGUGGAUAUGUUUAAAAAUCUAUGUAUUGCUGCAAAGAGAGUUGUACUUAGGGGCGGCAUACUACUAUAUCAACCCGUUUCCAAUCUGAUCCAACGUAUGACUAAGCGCAACUUUUCGCUGAUUGAACUAAGACAAAUUUUGUAUAUAUGCCCUGAGAUAGUAUCUGUGCGGUGGAUUAGGGUAAAUUCGGCCAUUAAAAAAUUAUAUCCAAAGGAGUACUCCGCCUUUACUAGUGAUACAAUAUUCGACCUUAAAAUAUCACUGAAAGUUAAUGAUUCCCAUUGUACCAGCUCUACAGAUUUUAACAAGGCAUUGGAUAUAUUUACAAAUGCAAUUAAUAGAUAUGAUGAACAAAGCAUGCAUAAUGGCCGUAAAAACAAGCCGGAUCAAACUAUGGACACUAGUACAAUUGUUAAUGAUGGGCUAGACAAUGAAACUAGACAACUUAACUAUCCUUUGGGUGAAUUGCCAGAAAAGCCAACUCCUAACCGUGGUAAAUUAUUAGAAGUUCUAAAAACUCCUACCAAAUUUCGCAAUUCUGAUACUUGUGGCCGUGAUACAGAUCACGAUGACCAUUCUCCUUCUAGACUUUCAUCUUCCAGUAGAUUAUCAAGUCUUAGAGCUACAUUUAAAUUGAAGUGUGACCAUGGGCUUUUUACCGAAGAAACUGGUCGCUCCCACGCAAACAUAGGCACUAACACUCCAUCAAGAUUAAUGUUUGAAACGCCUAAAAGAGGCGUUAUGCAGUUAACCGGGUCCCAGACCCCUAAUGAUAAAUUUCCACUUGGGUCUCCGGUGUCUAAUGUACAGUUGGAUUUGUUAGAUACUCCAGGUAUGAAACGCAUAAAGUUGGCCGCUUUGCAGCGAGAAAUGGCAAACAAGGACGUUGGUGAUAACAUCAUUUUCCAACUGGACACUCGUUGGUUGGUGGAACUUAUUUACGAAAUGAUCGUAAAUGAAAAAAUGUCACAUGUAAUAUCUGUCAGCUCUCUCUACGAAUUUAUAAUCAAUAAAUGUCAUGCCACUGUAAAUUUAACUAGGCUUAAUAAAAUAUUGGAACAAUUACAAACUAAAUACCCUAACAUAUUUAUUCUAUCAACUUCUACGUUGGAUGGAAGUAACACGCUAACCCUCAGUGACAAAUGCAUUACUAAUCCAAAGAUAUUGGAUGAUAUAUUGCAAUCAUUCUAG
Molecule: messenger RNA, 1680 nt
Organism: Babesia microti strain RI
Lineage: Eukaryota; Apicomplexa; Aconoidasida; Piroplasmida; Babesiidae
Exons: 2
Coding region: 1-1680 (559 amino acids)
Source: RefSeq, a predicted model, not a curated record